AUGGCGGCRCCCGCGCCCUCGUCCUGCGACUGCUUCGUGGCCCUGCCGCCCGCCACCGCGGCGCCCGUCGUGGUCUUCGGCAAGAACGCCGACCGGCCGCGCGACGAGGUGCAGGAGGUCGUGUAUGUGCCCGCCGCGCGCCACCGGCCUGGGGACAAAGUGCAGUGCACGUACAUCGAGAUCGAGCAGGUGGAGCGGACCCACGCCGUGGUGCUGAGCCGCCCGGCCUGGCUGUGGGGCGCCGAGAUGGGCGCCAACGAGCACGGUGUCUGUGUGGGCAACGAGGGCGUGUGGACCCGCGAGCCCGUGGGCGAGCAGGAGGCGCUGCUGGGCAUGGACCUGGUGAGGCUGGCCCUGGAGCGGAGCCGCUCGGCGCACGAGGCCGUGCGGGUGAUCGCCGCCUUGCUGGAGCGGCACGGCCAGGGCGGCCCCUGCAAGGAGGAGCCGGCGCCGUUCUGCUACCACAACACCUUCCUGCUGGCCGACCGCGCCGAGGCCUGGGUGCUCGAGACGGCCGGCCCGUACUGGGCAGCCCAGCGCAUCACGGAGGGGAGCCGUAAYAUCUCCAACCAGCUCAGCAUCGGCACGGACAUCACGGCCGAGCACGCGGGGCUGCGGCAGCGCGCCCGGAGCCAGGGUUGGUGGAGCGGGGACGGCGAGUUCAGCUUCGCCGAGGUCUUCUCCCUGGAGCAGCAGCCCGUGCGCAUGGAGGCGGCCAAGGCGCGGUACCGCGCGGGGCGGGAGCUGCUGCGGCAGCACGCAGGCCGGAUCACGGCGGAGACCUUCAUGGGCAUCCUGCGGGACAAGGCGAGCGGGAUCUGCGUGGACUCGGAAGGCUUCCGCACGGCGGGCAGCAUGGUGUCCGUGCUGCCCCGGGACCCUGCGCUGCCCUGCGUCCACUUCUUCACGGCCACCCCCGACCCCUCCAGGUCCGUGUUCAAACCCUUUGUCUUCGUGGACGGCCUCAAGCCCGCGCCCCAGGUCAUGUCCCCCAGCUUUGCCGAUGACCCCGCCAAGAAGAUCCCRCGGUUCCAGAGCAAAGUCGACCGGCGGCACCAGCUCUACCGGCGGCACGAGGCAGCGCUGGCGCUGAUGGAGAGCGACCCGGAGCAGGGCCAGAAGCUGCAGGAAACGCUGCGGGCCUUGGAGCGGCAGGGCCUGGAGGCGGCGCACGCGCUGCURGCGGGGACGCUGGCGCCCGCGCCCGAGGAGCUCGCCGAGCUCUUCUUCGACUGCGUGGACGCAGAGAUGAAGUUCUACAACUGGGAGACGUACAAGGAGAUGAGGGACAUUCCUCCCUCUGCGCUGGACCCGUCCCUUGCCUCCGGCUGCACGUCGGCUGCCCCAGCUCGGCACUGAACGGCACAGAGGGAAACRUCUCGGCCGGCGUCUCCUGGCCCUGCCCGGGGACGUGGAGCGCCCAGCCCCAUCACUCGUCCCRUAGGAAUCAGCGCUUCCAGGGGUGGUUGUGACCCUUGGACACGGGGAAGGGGAGGGACCCGUCACGCAGGAGGAGGCGGCUCCUCUCCGCGCCUGGCAGGUCCUUUCCCAGCACUGUCCCUUGCUGUCCGCCCUUCCCGGCCCUGCUGCGGAGGCUGCCAGGGCUCGGUGCAGAGCCCGGGGCCGUGGCAGACACACAGACCCAUGU
Messenger RNA from Nothoprocta perdicaria, 1648 nucleotides. It is a transcript of the gene SCRN2, whose product is annotated as secernin 2. The transcript is spliced from 8 exons. Gene Ontology annotation, biological process: proteolysis. The record is from RefSeq and is a predicted model, not a curated record. NCBI's taxonomy places the organism in Eukaryota, Metazoa, Chordata, Aves, Tinamiformes, Tinamidae. Gene Ontology annotation, molecular function: dipeptidase activity; cysteine-type exopeptidase activity. The coding region runs from base 1 to 1359 and encodes 452 amino acids.